This is a messenger RNA of Macrobrachium nipponense, 984 nucleotides long. RefSeq names its product piggyBac transposable element-derived protein 4-like. The record is from RefSeq and is a predicted model, not a curated record. The transcript has a single exon. The coding region runs from base 1 to 984 and encodes 327 amino acids. Lineage: Eukaryota; Metazoa; Arthropoda; Malacostraca; Decapoda; Palaemonidae.
AUGGCGGCCUCUACUUCUCGUGAGUUAUCUUUGGAAGAAAUUGAUGACAUCUUAUUUGGCUCUGAUUCAGAAUUUGGGUCAGAUAUAGACGAUCCUACACCAAAUGAUGAUACUACUGAUGAAGAUGAUACCACUGAUGAAGAUAUGGAUGAAGACGUUCCAGCAACAUGCUCAUCAACCACAAAUUCAUUGUGUUGGAAUAAAAUUGAUAAUAAUAACCCCAUUCAAUUAUGUAAUAUUUUUUAUUACACAGCUUCCCAUAAGGUAAUUGGUUUUGAAAACUUAAAUCCUUAUGAGUGUUUCACAAGAUUUUUUCCAGAUAAAAUUUAUGAACAUGUUGCAAAAGAAACUAAUAAGUAUUUUAAAUCAAUGAUAGCUACAAAACAUCCUUUGCCAAGAAGAUCAAGAUACCACCAGUGGUCAGAUGUAACUUCUGAGGAUAUAAAAGCUGUUGUUGCUAUUGAAAUAGCAAUGGGUAUACUACAUAAACCCACAAUUGAAAGUUACUUUAGUGAAAGUAGCUUUUUAUUUGAUACUCCUGGCUUCAGAGAAGUUUUUUCAAGGGAUAAGUAUCAGUUGAUUAGAUCAGCUAUUCAUUUUAGUGAUAAUGAUAAGAAAGAUGGGAAUGAUAGACUAUCUAAGAUCAGGCCAAUAUUAGAAAUGGUAAAAGAUUUAUAUGGGAAGUACUAUGUAAGCAAUAAAGAAAUCAGUAUUGAUGAAAGCAUGAUAAAAUUUAAAGGUAGGCUAUUUUUCAAACAAUAUUUACCAUCAAAGCCUUCAACUAAAUGGGGAAUAAAAGUAUGGUCAAUGACAGAUGCACAUACAGGUUACCUGCUUAAAUUUAAUGUAUAUACUGGGAAGGAUUCUGCUCGUCAGCCAUCAGAAGGGUUGGGUACGCAUGUUGUUUUAUCUUUGUUAGAGGGUUAUGAAAACAAAGGUCAUAUUAUUUAUAUGGACAGUUUUUAUAACAGUGUGGAUAUUUAA